AGCUGAUGGCAAUUAUCAACAUCCGGCGUGUGCCGAUUUAGUUUGUUGAAUGAAUAUUUAGAAAAUUUGUAAAUAUUUUACUUAAAUUUAAAAAGAAAGCUUUAGAAUUUAAAAAUGAACAUUUGAUAAAUCGAAUUCUUGUAUGAUCUGAGAAUAAAACUUGCUUUCUUCUUUCCUCGCAAUACUACGAUCUGUUCAGACACGUUGAAAUUGUGAGACUUAAGGGAUAUCACCUCCGAAACUACAAAAAUGAAGCUAACAGCAGAAAUUCUAGCUUCUUCUGCUAUAAAACGGAAAAAACCAUGGUCUAAACUAGCUUUUGUUGGAGAGAAGAAAGAGAGUAUUGUUCUAUUGGAUAAGCAGAGAGCAAGUAUUCUUUUUCUACCUUCGGGAAAAACAAAAAGAAAGUUACCAAAACUGCAUUCCCAUCUGGAAAAAGCAUUAUGCUAUGGAAUUUCCUCAAACGGUAAAUUUUUAACUUAUCUUCUCGUGGGAGGUGAUAUUCUUAUUUGGCACAAAGAUACUGACUUAUUAAGAUGGAUUACUCCCCCUAAAGAAUCUAUUACAUUCAUUAAGCCAAAAUUAUACAUUUCUAAUGACGCAAGAAAAUUGGUGCUGAUAGAUUACGAUAUCUUAUUCCUAAUACAAGCUUCACCUCAAGAAAAUGUACUAAAUGAAGAGAAAACUGUAUUAUGUUGCAGUUGGACAAAGUUAAAAACUGGUUUAACCAACCUAAUCGAUAAAAACACCAUUUAUAAUAUAUCAUGUUCCUUCUUUUUUUGUAAAAUUAGGGGAGAGUGUUGUUCUAUUAAUUGGACAUAUAAUUCUCAUGAUAUUGUGAAUAUUCAUACAUUUUUUAUAACUUGGCAUCAAUUUUCGGAUAAAAGGGAACAAUAUGAUUAUAAAAUUCAUCAUUUUGAAAGAAAUUUAGAUUAUUUUAAUCUUAAGUUAAAUAGGCAUAGAGGUGCCUAUAUUACAUCUUGUUCGAAAGAUGCUCGUUUCCUAGCAAUUGGAGCUAAUCAAAAGUCAACGAAAGCUACUAAAUUAUUAUUUUAUUGUUGGGAAAAUCAAAUUGUUCACGAGACGGAUUUAUUGAAUUGCGGUAUCGAAAAUAAUCUAGUUGGCCAGGAAUCAUCAAACUUUUGGAUUUGUGAAUUAGAAUGGAAUCAUGAUAAUAUAUAUGUCGUUGGUGCUCUAAAGAAUGGAUCACUGUUUGUUUCUAGUCGAUUUGGACGAUUAAUUAACAUUGAAACAUCUGGUUGCUCUAUAAUUAUGGGACCAAAGCCAUUUUUAGCACUUCAUCCUAGAAUUGCACUAAAAAAUGAAGAAGAUGCCGACAUAAGUAUUGUUUCUAGUGAUCCUCUUCGACAAAAGUAUUCUGUUGCUUGCCAUCCUAGACUACCAAUCAUAUUGUUUUCAGACGGUUAUAUGGCUACUGUCUUACAAUUCUCUUCGAGUUUAACGAACAAAAAUGCGCCAAUUUUAAUGUUGGACUAUCUGUCUCCUCAUCUGACCCAACUUCAAAAAAACAUGAACCACUCAAAUUCAUGGCAAAGCGCGACUAUAAAAAUGCCGAAAAUGGAUGAAAAGUGCGCCUACAAAUUUGAAAUUGAACCAAAAAAUAUGACUGAUGAACAGGCUGGCGGUGGAUAUAGCUUCUUAUUAGAACAAUCGGGAACAGCAGGAGCAAUUAGAUUUCCACAUUUAGAAGAGUUAAACUCCACAAAAUUCUUUAAUGAAGAAGGAUUGUCAUUAAGGGAAAUAGUUGAAAAUAUUAGAAAUAUUUGGAAUUUUUUAUUCAGUUUACCUGGCAUGUGUGAUGGUUUUGAUAAUUGUUUUUCAUGUUUAUCCGACGCUUUAAUGGUUUGCUUAAAAUGUUUGCUAAGUAGAAAAAAAUCUGGCAAGAGAAAGAUGCUAACAAUCUUUAAAGUUUAUAAACAAUUGUUUACAUUUGCUCAAUUGGAUUUCCUAUAUCAAAAUUUUGCUUUAAAUAUCAGAAAUUUUGUAAAUAUCUUCCUUUCUGAGAUUUUGCUUAAAAAUCUUAAUAAUUUUAACGAUAUUGGCAGUGGAAUAAAAAAUUAUAUAUCUCUUUUGUUUUUUACGGAUGCACAAACAAAUAGGAUAUAUGAAAGAAUGCCAAAUUACUCAUUGGAAGAAAAAUCUUCUAGCUACAAAAAAUCUUGGUGGGAAAGCUUGAAUGAAUAUUUUUUACAAAUGAAUAAAGAGUCAUUAAGCAAUGAAGAUGUUCAUCAGAUUAAAAGAAUUUUAAGUAAACAAAUAGAUUCAAGUAGCUUUCAGAUACCAAAAUCGGAUGAAAAUUGUUUAAUUGGUUGUAGCGCUUUGGCUAUGGAUAUUUGGGUUCAAAGUUUACAUUCAGAGGAUAGUUCAGAUGAAAAACGUACUAAAGUCUUACAUUCAAUUCUUUAUACAUUACUCAUUCAGGACGAAUUAAGAGCUGCUGUAGAAUUAGUAGAAUUACUAAUUAGGCAAAAGGAUUUAAAAUUGGCAGCAACCCUUUGUCAGUCGGACGAAUUAAAUCUAGAAGCAUUAAGUAUAGUCUUAAAGCAAAAUGAACAAACAACUCCAAUUGUUUAUAUUGAAAAUGAAGCUGUUCUAAAAGUUUGUUCGUCAUUGGCUCGUUUUAUGGCUGCUUAUUUUACAAAUUCUGAAUUGUAUUUGUAUCCCGCUCAAAAUCCUAAGCCUAUUUCAUCAUUAUUGGCGAAAGGGAAAAGUUCUGAUAGAACUCUGCCUAUGUUUCAUAGCGUUAUCUCUUCUAUAAUAAGAUCAGAAGAAUUAAGUAAUUUAUGGACACCUCACAAAGUUAUCGAUUACAUGCUUUUAUGUGGUAUGAUACCAGAGGCUGUUUGGUUUGCUUCUAAAAUGGGUGAUUGGAAAACGUCAUUUAGCCUUGGAUUCGCUUUAGAAGAAAGAAAAAAGAUAUUAGAGAUAUGUUACGAUAAGCCUAUAUUGAUCCUCCCAGAGUAUCUAACACCGGAGAGCAUUUUAAGAACUCAUGUUACACCUCUUCUGAAUAGGUCGAAAACUGAAAAUAUUUAUGAUAAAAAUGUAGAAUCCGCUUCUCAAAGUUUGGCAUUAACACUAUCCGAUCAUCUAUUAGCCGCAACUCUCUGUCAAGUAGAAUCUGUUGCAUGGGUUCUGAAGAGUUUAUGUCAAGAAAUAGAAAACACCUUAGCGGAAUUAGACUUAAUGGUAGUUGAAGAUUUUUAUCUUCCAGCUCCGCCUCUCUUUAGUCUACAAAGAUUUGAAGAGAAUGAUGAACCUGAGUAUACGUGUUAUAAUACAUCGUCGUCAACUUAUAAAACCGAAGCUGAUCUUAGAGGGAAACUAUCGAAUAUGAUACACUUAUUGAAACUUAUGUUUUCAUCGUCUAAAACAUUUAAACAUUGUUCUGUUUGGUAUUAUCAAAAAAUAUUUAACAAUAUUAAAAAAUUUCCAAAUGUCAAGUAUCCGAUCAAAGCGGAAACGAAUAUAUUGCCAGCUGGAGAACAAAGAUAUCUACAAUUCGAUCAUCUCUUAAAUAAAAAACUUAAAGAUGAGGAAAUAAAGGCAGUCGUGCAAUCUUUUGAGAAAAUGUGCCAGUAUUGUUGGCUUCUACAUUGUAGGGACAUGAUGAAUCUUUUACUUAGGAAAAAACUCAAAUUAUUUAACGAAAUGACUAAUGUUUCAACUGAUAAUAAAGAAUAUAGCAGUCAAAAGUUUGCUUGGAAUUCGCUAAUUCUAGAUUGCCUUUGUUGGUCUGUUCACUUAGCUCAUUUUUCUUCAUUACUAAAUAAUGGGAGUCAAACGGAAGUUUUAAAUGUAAUUCUUUCUCUUAUUCAAGAAUUACCUACGUCAAAAAAUUCUGCUGACCUUCUUAUUCAUUUUAAUAAUCUAUUUGUAAACGCCGAUGCAGAAAUAGAUGAUAGAAUGAAAGAAAUACUUUUGAAAAAUUGGCAAACAUUUAGUCUAAAUAGUAGCUUGACACUAUCCGUCUAUUAUUAUGAACAGCUAUCCAGAUCUACUAAACGUCCAAAGAAUCAAUUUGAAUUCGAACCUGAAUAUCUAACAUUUUUAGAAACAUUAUAUGAAGUUGGUUUUGAAAAAUAUGUAAAAGAAGAUGAACAAAAUGAAAUACCACUUCUUUUAUUCUAUGGAAAACAGCUGGAAGAAAGUGAAUUACAAUCUACUAGUCAUAAAGUAGCAACAAGUUUAUAUAAGAGGCAAAACUUUUGUGAUUCCGCUCCGUCUAGUGCUAGAGAAGCAUCCGAUAGUUCAAAGAGCAGUAAAAGAAGAUCUAGUCUAAAAAUUACACAGGCUGGUCUGUUUAAAUGUCGUAGUCUAAACGAUCUUGUUGCGAAGGAAUGCGCUGAAAUGGAAUUUUCCUCGAUACUUACACAUGGAAAUUUAUAUUCCACCUACGGAAAUAGAGUAUCACCAUUGGACACUCCAAGGUCUGAUAAAAGAGAAAUGGAAAGCGAAAGUUCUAGCGAUGUUUUAACUCAAAAUAUUCUAAGCUAUGCUCAGCUGGAACGCUUUGAAUUUGGGGAUAAAUUUUCCGAUCUUGAAACAAAACUCGAUUGGCUUAUGCGUUGGACUGGAAGAAGUCAUGUUACAUGUGAAGAGAAUAGGUUCUCUGUUCGUUUAAAAGUUCAUCCACGAAUGAUAUUAUAUGCUCUGUGGUUGCUUGAACGGGGAGGCUCGCAAGAGAAUGAAAUUGAACAUAAAGUAAAAGAAGACCCUCUCAUGAAAACUCAGGGAUUUAUUCCGUCAUCAGACUAUCGAACUGUUAUGGCAUAUCCAGUUCACGGAGAACGCAUUCCUAAAUCACCGAGAAAUAAUAAACCCGGUAAAAAGUCUAAAACCAGAAGAACUAGUUCUGCUUCAACUGAUGACGAUUUGACAAGCGUUUCUGCUCUAGAUACUGGCCGUUCUAAUAUAACAGAUUUCCUAGACUCUGAGCGUGACACAUCAAGGAAUCUAACAAAUGAUGAUGUACAAAACUUUAUGACCAAAGAGACAUCUGAAUCAGACGUGAACAGUACGGACAGUGGAAUGAAAGCACCACAAGCAUCAGCAAUAAAGGUAGCUCAAGGCUAUUCUACAGGCCGCUUACCAGUUCGAAAGAAAAGUGUAAACAACGAUAAGGUGACUCGAGAAUUAAGCAAAUUCUUGAUGAUUGAAGAAGAUCCCGAUAAAGUGGAAGUCUUGGAAUCAAACUCACAGAGUACUACAUCGAUGCAAAGCUUGGAUGACGAUAUACCUUUUGGGAGACGAACACAGAAAAUGAAGGUUAUCAAUGAGUUAACUAAUGAUUCCGUGUCAGUUCCGGAAAGUUAUACUCGAGAAUCUGAAACUACUAGUGGUGAGCAAUUAGAAGAUGUAGAAUCUUUUAGGGAGCACAAACAAGAAACAAGCAAAGCAUCUAAUGCCAAUAGUCAAUUUCAAUUUAUCCCAAAUCAGCCUUCAAUUGGUGAAUUAAAAUUUCCUGAUCAACCAAAUAGUUUCCAAAUACGCCCUGAACCUCAAAACCAACAAGUUUAUGAAAAUUCAAAUGCACAACCGCAAUUUGGCAAUUUGCAUAAAUCACAACAUCAAGGUCAUUUUGCUUCCAAUAUGUCACAGCAUCAAGGUCAAUUUACUUCUAAUAUGUCACAGCAUCAAGGUCAAUUUACUUCUAAUAUGCCACAGCAAACAGCUAAUAUAACGGAACAGAUGCAAUAUAUCGUAAGGAAUGAGUUAGCUUCUUUCAUCCACGCUCAGCAACAGAGUUUUAUGCUUAUGUUAAAUGUAAUGCAACCAGGCGCAAAUAAAAGUCCUAUACAAAAGCCUGUUGAACAACAAACUCAGACCGAGAUAGAUAGACCACUGGACGAUAAACCUUUAAGAAUUGAAGAAUUAAAUAGGUCUUCGAAUAGCAAGAGUCAGCCAAAGAUAUCUAUUCGGAGCGCAUUAAGCGAACUUAACGAAUUAAAGGAAAUAAACCAAAAUUUAGCACUUCCACUCCUAUCAAUAUCUAAACAGAGCGAAGCAAAAAAAGAAGAAAAACCAUUUCAAAAUCUAAUGAGUAGAUUAUCAGAAUUUAAUAGAUCAUUUGGACCAAGAGAUCCAAUAUCUUUUUUGAGAAUGCCAGCAGAAAAAGAAUCUGAUGCUUUACCGAAAGUUUGGAGUUCAAGCAUGCCUAGAACUGACGCAAAUGCGACAGAAAUUCAUCCUUAUAAAAAGUUCUCCAUGAGCGGACCGCUUCCUUUGCUUCGCAUCGAAAAAACACCUACAAAAACCUUUACAAAUAUUGAAGAUUCUAGAGGAUUUCUUCGCCUGAUUCCAAUGAACGAGGUAGCUGCUUUUGAAAAUCAUAAGAGAAUGGCUGAAGAUAUGAGAUAUAAUAAUCUUCACGAAAAAGGAAAAAAAGAAUUAUGGAAGAAUUUACAAGCUGAAAAGCAAACAGAAAACACCGCAUUUAGAAUAGAAGAUGUGUUACAAGAAGAGAGAAUGCUCGAAGAUGAAACUAAGAUUAGCAAAGUAAAUAGACAAGAAAAGCUUGUCCAUAAAAAGAGACAAACCUCUCCUCGACAAAAAAUGAUUCCCAUAAUUCAAAUUCAACACGAAGAUAAACAAUCCGAAGAAAUUGGAAGACAGUAUGAAUAUGAAGACGAAGACGAAGAUAUAGAAGAAGAAGAAGAUGAACUAGACGAAGAAGAAAGAGAAACUGAACAGGAUUUAGAAAUGCAACAUACCGGCUAUAGUGAUUCAGAGUUUGAUGAAGAGGGGGAAGCAACAGAUUCUGCUGAACCUUCAUUAGCUUUAGCUUUACCCAAAAAGAUUGAUGAUUAUGGAGAAGAAGAGCUCGAAAAUGCGACUGAAAAACAGGUUCAAACUGAAUACAACUUAGAUCAUGGUUACGCAAUAACUCCUGGCCUAUUCGAUCGUCUAGUAACUGAUGAAGAGCUUGAGAAAGCUGAUUUAACUUAUGCCGAAGCUCAAUAUAGAGCUGCAAUGGAAUUGAAAAAGUCAAAAGAGAUUUCCGGGAAAGGAAUUGUUGCUCCCGAAGUUUUUAUCGAUUUAGAAUUUCGCGAAGAUAAAAAGAAAUUUAUAAAUGUUGUUGACAUAGGAGUUGAUGUUAUAGAAGAAAUCAAUAAAGACUUACCAGUUGUCAGGGAGCAAGAAGUUCAAGUUGAUAAUUUAAAUAAAACUAAAAAGUCUGUGGAAUAUAUUGAAGAUUCACCAAAACAACAUGAUAAAGUUACUGAAAGAGUUUUAGGAGAUUCUUCUGAAAAUGGAAUUUGGAGCAGUGAAAAUGUUGAGAAAUUAUCAAGGCUAAAGACUAAAGAUCAGAUUAAAAGACGACUAAGCCAGAUGGAUGAGAGAAUUCAAGCUAUCAAUGUUAUGUCGAAAAAUAUGGAUCAUGAAUUUGAAAGAAACCGUGAGGUUCUAAAGACUUUAGAUAGAUAUACGGAUGAGUGGGAGCAUCUUGAUAAGAAGCAAGCUGUUAUGGAAGAUGAUGACGAAGAAAUAGAUAGAAAAUUUCAAGAACUUGCUGAUGAAUACGACGAAAGAAGUUCAAAGCUUCAAACAUUAGAAGAAGGAGAGGUUCAUUCCAUAAAAGAUUUAGCUGAAUCUGUUGAGGUUCAAGAGAUUUUGAAAGAGGUCUUUCACGAUGAAGAGCCGGCUUCAGCUAGGUCUGCGGAACCAAAAGUAAUACUUUCUUCAAGAUCUGAUAAAUCGGAGAAGAAAAGGGGAGAGCUACUUGAAUGGAUGAAAGUAAAAAAGAAGGAAAAAGAUAAAAUGUUUCGCGAAAAAAGACAAGAACUUAUUCAGAAUGAAAAACAUCCAUUUAACCGAAAGCAAACUGCAACUCAGCCUAUUCAUAAAGAAGACGAGGAAAUUAAGAAGCAAAGACUGAAUGAAGCGAAAUAUAGAAGAAUAAUGGAGGCCGAUGAACUCAUGGAGAGUUUACUAAGGGAAAAAAUACCGAGAAAAAAGGCUGAAACAUCCGUUACACAAAUCCUACAGGUGACAAAUAAGAGGAAGGACAUUCCUUCAGACAAACCUUCCAAGCAAGAGGGAAGAGAACGAGAGCGUGAGAAACAGCAAGACGAAGAUCCAGAUAGAUUAUCAAUGGAUCAUUAUAUGAAAUCAAUCUAUGAGUAUGAUCCUGUGAAGCAAAGGGCAGUUAAAAGAGUGACAUCUAUUGGAACUUUAAUUUCCGACGAAAAAUUUCAUGAAAAGCUUCGUGAAAAGCGUCAAGAAUUGAUUGUCAGAGAAAAACAAGAAGAUAUUCAACGAAGAAAGCUUGAAAUCGAACGAAGGAGGCAAGAGCGUCUGCGAAUAGCGCGAGAAGCCGAAGAAGAAAGACAAAGACUUGAUCAUUUACAAGAAAGACAAGAAGAGGGUGAAGUAAUACAAAGUUUCGAAGAUUUUUUGAAAAUGCAAGAAUCUGAAAGAAGUAUUCCCAAUUCUGAACGAGACACGACAAGAAACACGAUAACUUUUGCUGAUGAGCCUCGAAGAUAUUCGGCUCCUGUGGGAUCCCAUCAUCAAGUUCAAAAACAGUCAAGAAUUACUAGGAGAGAAGGACCUAGAAUAGUAAAAACAUACACUCAAAGGCUGGCCGAAUUGAGAGUCAGAAGCGAUAAAAAUUCAGGACGAAAUAAAUCUGCAAAAGUUAAAGUUCCAAACAGAACAUAUAGCUCUCUUAAACCGAAAGAACCGCGAAGAAAGCCAGUAAGCUAUGUUGAACAGCUAAAGCAGUUACAGCCACAAAAAGGUGCUCGAAUAUCGUCAAAACCAAGAAAACUUAAAUCUUCAAUUAAAUGUAAGAAACCUCUUCGUCAACCAAUAACAUAUCAAGAUCAACUACAAGCUUUACAAAAGAAUACAAAAACUGUAAGGCAAAGACCAUACGAUUCACCAUACAUUGAUGACCCAGAUAGCGAUCUUAGUCAAUGGAGUGUAAAUUCAGAUAUGAAACGAAUCUUAUACGAUGGAGAUACAAGCGCAAUUUCAAAGACAACUGACAGUUACCAAGAAAGCGCUAGGUUAAAGGAACUAGUAGAAGCAGCAUCUCUAGCAAGCGAUAGUACAGGCUCGAUUAUCGAUUGGGAUCGUAUUCAAAAUAUUUUGAAUGAUGAACAAUUUAGUUAAAAAAGUCUUUUUACAUUUAUCAUUAUUUUCUUUAUUUUAUUCUCUUUUACUUCCGGUUCGUCCAAAAGUAUUAGUUUUAAAUAAAAAUCUUUGUUAAUAAUUUUGAAAA
This is a messenger RNA of Dimorphilus gyrociliatus, 9250 nucleotides long. NCBI's taxonomy places the organism in Eukaryota, Metazoa, Annelida, Polychaeta, Dinophilidae. The record is from the annotation of a GenBank genome assembly.